AUGUCGCUCCUCCUCACGCCCAGGGACCGCUACGCAACAGACGCAAAGGCUCCGCUGGCCUGCGGCAGCUGCAAGCGACAAAAGCGCAAAUGCGAUAAGGCGCGCCCGGCGUGCGGCCUAUGCACCCGCAUGGAACGCCGGUGCGACUAUGCCGACCCCGCGCCGGCCGCCCCGACCGCUGACGACUUUGCCGCCCUGCAGCUGAAGCUCAUUGAGCUCGAAGGCCGGCUUAAUACCGCCGGCGGGAGUGGCGGCGACGGAUGCACGCCCGCGUCCUCAUCAUCGGGGGGGACAGGCGGGGUCGGCGGUGGCGGUGGUACACCCGGCCCAGGUCCAGGUCCCGCAUCCAACUCAAAUUCCGCGUCGGGGUCCGCCGCUGGGGGAGGCAUAGAGGAGACACCGCCUGCUGCGUCUGUCUUUACGCCCCUUGAGCCUCUCUGGGAACAGCAGGCUUCGGCCCAGUACCCGCCAGACGCCUUCCUUGAUCUUUCUUCUACGGAGUGGUUAAACCAAUCUCUCCCGAGACCCGUCAUCGACAUCCCAAAUGAAGUCCUCCAACAUCUAGGCGACGGCCACGCAAUCCAAUACGCCGUAAACGCCUACUUCACCACAAUCCACACCUGGCUCCCCAUCGUCUCCAAGAAGCGCAUGAACAUGGGCGCCGCCCUCAGUCAAGGCGGCCCGGACCUGGCCAUGCUCUUCCUCGCCAUGAAGCUUGUGGCCACCUGCCCGACAGACGUCCUCGCGGGGGGUUCCCAGCACAUGGCAAUCUACCGCGCCGCCAAGCGCUUCAUGUCCCUGCUAGAACACAGCGGCGCCACUUCGGUCAUGGUCCUGCAGUCCGUGACGCUCAUCGCCUACUUUGAGUACGCCCACGCCCUCUACCCGGCCGCGUGGAUCACCGUCGCCGCCUGCGUGCGGUAUGCCGAUUUCCUCGGUCUGCCUGGGUUUCACGAGGGGACUAUUAUUCUGGCGUCGCCUACAACGUGGACAGAGUUGGAGGAGCGAUCGCGGACGUGGUGGGCCAUCAUCAGCCUCGAUCGCAUCAUCUGCCUUGGCAACAAGAAGCGCUACCUCUCCCCCGAGCCACAAGACAACGAGACAUACCCCGUAGACGACUCAGCAUGGGACGAGGGCCGCGUCGGCCGCGCAACCCACCACAACAUCACCUCCCCACCCCCCUCCCCACCCUCCCCCUUCUCCUCUCUCUGCCGCUCCGCCCUCAUCGCCGGCAAAAUCAUAACCCACGUCCGCAAAGUCACCUCGGACCGCAAACAGAACCCGCACGCCUCGCCCGCCGACGCCAUCGCCGAGGCGAACGCCUUGUCGGAGACGCUGUUCUCGACUCUAGAGCACUUGCAGCAGCAGCAGCACGCCACGACAGGAGCAGCGGCAGUCCAGAGGCCACAAAUGCUGUCUCUGCCUUUGCUACCGUCGCGGUGUGUGCUGCUCUCAGCAGCUGUCCUCCUCCACGACUUUUACUGCUGCCCCGCCUGUCCCGAUGGCCGCCUCAAGAGCCCCGAGGAGACGGCGCAGCAGGCGCGUUCCGUCGACGUCUUGUUGAAGAUUAGCAAGGACGUUGCUGUGUUGUCGGAAAAUCUGCUGCUUCUCGUCUCGCGGACGGAACGGGAUGGUGGUGAUGGUGAUGAUGACAUGGGUAUAAGUAAUAACAGUGGUUACCACCACCACAAUGAGGGGCAAAGCGGUGUCACUAGCGACAUGGGCAGCGUGAGCCCGCUGAUCCUGGACGCGCUCUACGGCGCGGCGAAUACCCUCGCCUGGCUGCUGAGGGAGGAAGGUACGCUCGAGUGCGAGGAUGAGAUGAAUGUCAUCAAGCGAUGCCUCGAGAGGCUGGGCUCACGGUGGAGGCUGGCGGGGGAGUAUGGGCGGAUGCUGGAGCAGCAGGAUUUUGCGAUGAUGAUGCAGGAGAAGGGGCACUCGACGUUGAGGAUUAUAUGA
Colletotrichum fioriniae is the source of this 1959-nucleotide messenger RNA. Lineage: Eukaryota; Fungi; Ascomycota; Sordariomycetes; Glomerellales; Glomerellaceae. The record is from RefSeq and is a predicted model, not a curated record.